GUUAUGGCGGUAUUGAUAUAUCUGAACUCCCUGACUGAAGAUGAUUUUCCUAAAAGAAGAACUUCAUACAUAUGAACAGGUUAACCUGGGUACAUAACCAAUAAGAUCAUGUACUUUAUUUAUGCAUAUUUCACUCCAGAAUAACUUCACUGCUGAAAACAAUGGCGUCCUUUCAUCUGUGGAAGUUAUCUUCACAAAAGCUAGGGUUUUUUUUGGUAACGUUUGGAUUCAUAUGGGGAAUGAUGUUACUGCACUUUACCAUCCAACAACGGACACAACAUGAAAGCAGUACUAUGCUUCGGGAGCAGAUUCUGGACCUCAGUAAACGAUACAUCAAGGCAUUAGCAGAAGAAAACCAAAACGUCGCUGAUGGGCCAUACGUUGGCACGAUGACUGCAUAUGAUUUGAAGAAGACGUUGGCUGUUCUCCUUGAUAAUAUUUUACAACGUCUUGGAAAGUUGGAGUCCAAAGUAGACAACCUGAUGAUUUUAAAUGGGACAGGGAUAAAUUCUACUAAUGCUACUACUACUGUGAGCCCCAGCUCUGUCACUGUUGAGAAAGUUAAUGUGGCAGUUUGA
Messenger RNA from Rhincodon typus (whale shark), 578 nucleotides. RefSeq names its product alpha-1,6-mannosylglycoprotein 6-beta-N-acetylglucosaminyltransferase A. Bases 162 to 578 code for a protein of 138 amino acids. The transcript is spliced from 3 exons. The record is from RefSeq and is a predicted model, not a curated record. Lineage: Eukaryota; Metazoa; Chordata; Chondrichthyes; Orectolobiformes; Rhincodontidae.